AUGAGUAGAAUUAUCUACAAACUGAAUGAGCUCAAAGAGCUGCCACCAUCUACUUCUGUACGGUACAGAGUAUUUGGAAAAUUACUAGAGAUCGAGGAGAUUCUAAAUGACACGCACUACGUUUGUCAGUUGGUGAUUGGGUGCCUUGAAGAGCUCUAUGAUGAUCACAGCUAUGAGGUUGAAAAAUGCUCAAUUGAUGCAAUUGUAGGGUACGACGUUUACAAGCAAUUAUCCACACCUUUACAAGAUGGGUGUGCGAUUGAUGCGUAUAUUGGCAUCGUCACGUUCAAAGAGAUAAGAAUGUUUGAAGUGCUGAACGUGCAAUUGUUGACUCUUGAGGAGUUACGGUCGCUGAGAUUGUUUACUAGCUCGCAGGCAGGUCGUGAGCUCUUUUGA
Messenger RNA from Zygotorulaspora mrakii, 396 nucleotides. RefSeq lists its product as uncharacterized. The record is from RefSeq and is a predicted model, not a curated record. The coding region runs from base 1 to 396 and encodes 131 amino acids. The transcript has a single exon. Lineage: Eukaryota; Fungi; Ascomycota; Saccharomycetes; Saccharomycetales; Saccharomycetaceae.